AUGGAAAUACUGUCCGAUACCUAUGACUCUAACGUGGCUGGUCAUUUUGGCCAAUUUAAGACACUAGAGCGGGUGAAAAACAACUUCUUUUGGCCCAACAUGGAUAAGGAUAUUGAGGAAUAUGUCCGGAGCUGUGACAGCUGCCAGAGGAAUAAGACCUCAAGACACAAGAAGUUUGGUAUGCUCCAACCGUUGAAGAUACCCUAUCGGCCAUGGACUUCCAUCUCUAUGGACUUCAUUGUGGGAUUACCGGAAUCUAGUGGGUUUACAAAGAUCUGGGUAAUAGUGGACCAUUUUUCGAAGAUGGCACACUACAUCCCUCUUCCUAAACUCAAUAAAACGGAAGAUUUGGUUAAAGAUAGCAGGUUCAUCUCUCACUUUUGGCAAUGUCUCAUGGGCCUCCUCAAUGUGAAGGAUGACUGGGCAGAAGUCUUGACUUUGGCAGGGUAUGCAUAUAACUCGGCAGUCACUGAGUCUAUCAAAGUAUCGGCUUUCUAUGCCAACUAUGGUUAUGAACCCAGGACCAACUGGCCGGCCCCAAAGGAAGGAGUAGAAUGGAACAAUCCAGCAAGUGAGGUCAUGAUAUCUCAAUGGGAAUCUAUCUGGCAGGCUAUGAAUGCCAGCUAG
Molecule: messenger RNA, 627 nt
Organism: Morchella sextelata
Lineage: Eukaryota; Fungi; Ascomycota; Pezizomycetes; Pezizales; Morchellaceae
Exons: 3
Coding region: 1-627 (208 amino acids)
Molecular function (GO): nucleic acid binding
Source: RefSeq, a predicted model, not a curated record